Messenger RNA from Danio rerio (zebrafish), 1054 nucleotides. NCBI's taxonomy places the organism in Eukaryota, Metazoa, Chordata, Actinopteri, Cypriniformes, Danionidae. The record is from RefSeq and is a predicted model, not a curated record.
UACUUUUGUAAUGGCAUGUCAAAUUCACUCGUCAGUUUAGGCUAAUCUCUCAAUAUAAGCUUUUCUUUUUUCUUAAAUCAGCAUUAGUUCCACUGGCUUGUCCCAAAGUCUCCCACAGCAGAUAUAACAGUGCAGAUCUCAAUAAUGAAACUGGUAUUUCAGCAACAGACUUUGACUGCAAGCAUGGCUGGUGUAAUGAAGACAUUUUGCCACAUAGCUGCUUUCAGCUGGUAUGCCUUUAUAAUUCAGUGUAUUUAUGCGAAGGAUGUUUCAGAUCUGCCUUCUGGGAUUUUUGUUUACGGCGGACCCUGGAAAUACCUCACGUUUUUAAACCUAGUCUUACAGAUGGUGUUUUUUGGACUGGCGUCUGUGAAUGACCUUCAGCCUGUGGGGAAAGGCUCAAAGAUGUCUCUUCUCUGCCUCUGCAAGGACUUGCUCUUUUCGGUCUUUGUGUUUCCAGUGGGAAUGUUUGUAGUUCUGCUGUUUUGGCUGAUUUUCGCAUAUGACCGACAGCUGGUCUAUCCUGCUUCAAUAGACAACUUCUUCCCUCCAUGGCUGAAUCAUGCUAUGCACACAGUUGUUCUGCCAAUCUUGUUUGGUGAGAUCCUGCUGGAGCCUCAUGUCUUCCCCAAAACUAAAAAUGGUUUAGCGGCUUUAGGAGUGGUUGGUCUCGCUUAUUUAGGAUGGGUGAUCUGGGUGUAUUGUACUGUGGGAAUCUGGGUUUAUCCUUUACUGGGGCUCUUCAGCCACUCAGGAUUGGCCAUCUUCUUCUUCCUUAACAUGCUUGUUGUAUCACUGCUGUUUUUAUUGGGAAAAGCCUUGAACUAUAAGGUUUGGGGGAAAAAACAUCUGAAAUUUACAAGCUCACGAUGAGUCAGACGGAAGUGCUUUAGACAACAAACUUGACAUCUGUUUUACUGUAAGUGUCUUCAGGUGAAUGUCUGAUGUGAAUAUCUGAUGUGAACCAGUUUCAGGUGAUCUGAAAAAUGCAUUUUAAACACUGUAAAAAAUGCUGGGUCACACACAAUCGAUAUGUGUUGGGACAACAGGAAUA